AUGCACACAGACAACGAGUACGUGCAAUCGUUUUGGAUUCUGUGCCGUGGCAAGAUCCGCAUAGCGAAGGAUGCGCCGUAUAUUUUUAUUCUGUGCCUAGUACUGCUUGCCGGUGUGCCGGCCGUAUGGUUCGGGUUCGAGGCCAAGUACCUGUGGCGGAGCGUCAGCCCCGCGCCCGUGCUGCUUGUGGCCUAUUUCUAUGUGAAUAUGCUCGCAUGUAUGCUUGUUACCACGUUUCGUGAUCCUGGUAUCCUCCCACGCGGGCUGGACCCGUACCCUGAGCUCGAUUCGCCCGUGCAGGCCCCGUUCGGCAUCGAGCCGCCGCAGGUGCAGCACAAAAAUGCUUCGUAUACUCUUACCCGCGUAGACGAUGGCGGCGCAGCAUCGCUGGGCCUUACGACCACCAUCGAAGGGAAAUGGUGCACGGUGUGCAAGCUGUAUCGACCGCCCCGCUGCAGCCAUUGCCGUGCGUGCAAUACAUGCGUGUACAAACUCGAUCACCACUGCGCGUUUCUGAACGUGUGUGUAGGGCAGCGCAACUACACGACUUUCUGCGCGAUGCUGUGCCACAUGUUUUGCAUGUGUGGCACAGGCGUCGCAGGCAGCAUCGUGCACUUGUAUUACCUCGCGGCCCCUUCUGAUCCGCGCGCACCCAGCGGCUUUGUACAUGCAGUCAAGACAAGCCCCGCCAGCAUUGCUUUGUUUUGGAUCGGCACUGUUUGCAUGAUACCCGUGCUGUGCCUUGCUACGUACCACGUAUGGCUCGUUGCGCACAACCGCAGCACUGUUGAGCAAAUCCGCCUUACGGAUGCGGGCCAUCUGUACGAUAUGCAAUCAUCUAGCGGUAUGCACGACCGCAAUGUGUGUGUGCGCAUGUGCAUGCGCUUCUCUGCACGCGUGCGGAACUUGUGUGUACCUGCAGACUUUGCAACGCCGUCCACUGAAAAGACGCACCAUGCGCGGGAGGAUGUGCGCAAACGCACGCCGUUCGAGCACAAGAGCAAUGCCCGCAAUGCAUUGAGCGUCUUGGGGCGUCCCACCGCAGAGCAUUAUGUAGUAUGGUGCGAGCAGCGCCGAGCGUAG
Molecule: messenger RNA, 1083 nt
Organism: Malassezia vespertilionis
Lineage: Eukaryota; Fungi; Basidiomycota; Malasseziomycetes; Malasseziales; Malasseziaceae
Gene: ERF2
Product: protein S-acyltransferase
Exons: 1
Coding region: 1-1083 (360 amino acids)
Biological process (GO): peptidyl-L-cysteine S-palmitoylation; protein targeting to membrane
Cellular component (GO): endoplasmic reticulum; Golgi apparatus
Molecular function (GO): protein-cysteine S-palmitoyltransferase activity
Source: RefSeq, a predicted model, not a curated record